GCACUAGCCGAAGCACAAAAAGGCCGUUGAAAAGGCGACACCGUAAUCGUAAGUAGCAACAGUUGCUUGAAGCUACGGCGCGACUCCUCAACCUUACAAUUCCUCCUUAUUUAACGCCUACUCUCUCUCUGAUUUUUUUCUCUCUACACAAGCUUUUCUUCUCUCUCUCCACAACUCGAAACUGGAAGAGAGAGAGAGAGAGAGUGAAAAUGGGCAUCCAAGAUGGCGCCACCCACUGCCACCUCGCCACCCCGGCUCCUGAAGCUGAUACUGAUGCGAGUUCCUCUUCCUCAUCAUCCCUCGUUACUCACACUCUCGCUCUUCUUCGAUCUGAUGACCUCAGUUUGAGAGUGCAGGCGGCAAAGGAGAUCCGACGGCUGACCAAGACAUCGCAGCGGUACCGGCGGUAUUUCUCCGCUGCCGUUGGACCCCUUGUGGACAUGCUCAGCUACCAAUCUGCUGAAGCCAACGAGGCCGCCCUCGCCGCCUUGCUGAACCUCGCCGUCAAAGACGAAACAAACAAGAUUAAAAUAAUUGAAGCUGGUGCCUUAAAACCAAUUAUUGGCUUCCUUCAGUCUGAGAAUCUAGCUCUACAGGAGCAUGCAGCCGCAGCCUUGAUCACUCUGUCUGCAUCAUCAGUUAACAAGCAAGUCAUUAGUGCUUCUGGUGCCAUCCCUCUCCUUGUUGAAAUUCUGGGACAUGGGAGUUCACAAGCUAAAUAUGAUGCUGUGAUGGCUCUUUACAACCUGUCAACUUACACGGAUAAUCUUGGCCAAAUCCUUGAAACAGAACCAAUUCCGCUAUUGGUUGAUUUGCUUAAAUCCUGUAAAAGGUCUUCCAAAACUGCAGAAAAAUGUACUGCUUUGAUUGAGUCCUUGGUGGGUUUCGAAGAGGGAAGAAUGGCAUUGAAAUCUGAAGACGGGGGAAUACUUGCAGUAGUAGAAGUCCUUGAGGGUGGGUCACCUCAAAGUCGGGAACAUGCCGUUGGAGCGCUUUUGACCAUGUGCGAAAGUGAUCGCUCAAGGUAUAGAGAACCAAUACUUAUGGAAGGUGUAAUCCCUGGGCUUCUUGAGCUCACCGUCCAAGGAACACCCAAAUCUCAAUCCAAAGCACAAAUGCUUUUGCGGCUGCUGAGGGACACUCCUUACCCGAGAUCUGAGCUUCAACCAGAUACGAUAGAGAAUAUUGUGUCCAAUAUUAUAUCUCAGAUUGACGGGGAAGAUCAAGUAGGAAAAGCAAAACAGAUGCUUGCUGAGAUGGUACAAGUUAGUAUGGAGCAGAGUCUAAGACACCUUCAGAAACGGGCGCUGGUGUGCACUCCAGCUGAUAUACCAAUAAAUAGUUGUGCUUCUGAAGUUCCAUCGAAAUGAUGACUCUAUCUACUUUCAAGGGUCUUUGACAAUGGCUGGUGUUGUAUGUAGCUGUCCAUAGCCCUGAGGAGAAUAAAAAAGGAGGAAGGAGGAGAAAUGAAGCACGAAUGCCAGUCCAGGCCUUUAGUAUGGGUACUUAGUGACUGGUAAGUGUCAAUAAACUGAUUUUGAUUCUAGGUGUGUAAGAUCGGGAGAUUUCUUUUCUCUUAUUUUCUUGUUUUGUGUAAAAUACCUUGUGUGAGAGAGUAUACAUAUGGGGGAGAUGUUUGUAUCUAGUUAUCAUAGUAACCUUUUUAUUUGAAGUAUAAGGCCAAAAGAAAAAAGAAAUAUUUUAUUGUUGAA
Sesamum indicum (sesame) is the source of this 1712-nucleotide messenger RNA. Its product is annotated as U-box domain-containing protein 9. NCBI's taxonomy places the organism in Eukaryota, Viridiplantae, Streptophyta, Magnoliopsida, Lamiales, Pedaliaceae. The record is from RefSeq and is a predicted model, not a curated record. Gene Ontology annotation, cellular component: vacuolar proton-transporting V-type ATPase, V1 domain. Gene Ontology annotation, molecular function: protein binding; proton-transporting ATPase activity, rotational mechanism. Gene Ontology annotation, biological process: proton transmembrane transport.